Molecule: messenger RNA, 1943 nt
Organism: Polistes dominula (European paper wasp)
Lineage: Eukaryota; Metazoa; Arthropoda; Insecta; Hymenoptera; Vespidae
Product: phenoloxidase-activating enzyme 1
Biological process (GO): proteolysis
Molecular function (GO): serine-type endopeptidase activity
Source: RefSeq, a predicted model, not a curated record
AAAUUCGUUCCUUUUUUAUUUUUAUUUUUUUCGUAAGUAUAAUAUGAUAUUUUUAUUUAUUUAUUAUCUCCUAUAUAUACGAACUUAUAAAUGAACAAUAGUAAGCAUUCAUUGUAAACCGACGUUGUUAACGGUACAUUUCCAUAUUUUAUAGUUCAAUUUUAAGUCAUACAAAAUAUUGAUAGUAAAGUAAAAUCAUUGAUGAUGAUAAUUAAAAAUGUAUUCGGUUUCUUCGUCAUUAUUAAUGCCAGUUGAUUCUCGGAUUUUCCCACUGUUACGAAAUCUGUAGUCCAUUCCGACGUCAUUUGAUGUAUGACAAGAAACAAUAAUCACUCGUAAAAUUUUAAUAAUUAGACAUAUGCGUAAUAAAAAAAAAGAUGUAAUAACAACACACAGUUUUAAGAUCUUGUAACGAGGAAAACUUAAUAAUAAUCAUGGGGAAAAUCUUGUUCGCUUCGUUGCAUAGAUUGUUCGAAUAGAUGAGUCGAAAUCAAAAUAAAAAAAAUAUAGUUAAAGAAGUUGAGAAACCAUAUAAUACGCAAAACACAUACACACACACACAGACUCAGGUAAUUUAGUCGUAAAUAUCAAUGUCAGUAGUGGGGGACAGUAGUUGACCAUGGAUACGAUUUCACUAUCAUUUCUGAUGCCAGUCGAUGCUCAGACUUCUUCGUAGACAUGUAAUUCGUUAUUUGUUUUUAAUCGUUUGACAAAAAUUCGAUAUUAAGGAUGUAUUUAUUUUUUUCCAUUGUUGUUAUCUUUUAUGUAUCUUCGUUUAGUAUUGUCGAUGCACAAAAUUUAAAAUCACGCGAUUGCAAUACACCAAAUGGAACUGUUGGAAGUUGUAUCAGUAUAAGUGAGUGUAUGUCAUUGGCAGUAAUGCUCCAAGAGAAACCUGUUCGAUCCGAAACUAUAGAAUAUUUGAAACGAUCAAAUUGUGGAUUUGAAGGUCACGAUCCUCAUGUAUGCUGUCCUACUGAAUCUAAUUUGAACAAUCCAUUUUUUACUCCGGUCAACUUCCCAUCUACAAAAGUUCAAAAUAGUACAUUGGAGAAUAUGAAUAAUAAUAAUGACCCUAUCAUCAGUUUACUUGAUAAUCCUUUACUAUCAAGAGAAUGCGGCCGUGAUUCGAUAGCUCGAAAUUUGGAAGUACGAGAUACCGCCCUUGACGAGUUUCCAUGGUUGGCUCUAUUGGAAUAUGAUGAUGGUAGCAAAACAACAUUUGCUUGUUUAGGAGUUCUUAUUACGAAACGUUACGUGCUUACAGCAGCUCAUUGCUUAUUACAUCAACGAAUUGGGAUAUUGUCAAACGUACGAUUAGGCGAGUACGAUAUUAGUUCAUCAAAGGAUUGUGUUAAACAUAAUGAUGUAGUUACAUGCUCCGAUGAUCCGAUUACAGUUAAAAUCGAGAAACAAAUACCACAUGAAUUAUACGUACGAAGAUCCGAUAAUAAUGAAUAUGAUAUCGGAUUAUUGCGAUUAUCAAGAGACAUAGUUUCGACUAAUUACAUUAAGCCUAUUUGUUUGCCUAGAUCUUCUACAGUAAAUAGAAGAUUGUAUACAGCUGGUUGGGGUGCUACUUUGACCAAUGCAUCAUCUGAUGUCAAACUUAAAGUUUCGUUACCACUCGUUGACAAAGAUGAUUGUGCUAGAAUUUAUAAAAAACCUAAUGUCACAUUUAAUUUCAAACAAAUUUGUGCUGGUGGUGAAACAGAUAAAUCUUUAUGUAGCGGUGAUGCCGGUGGACCACUUAUGGGUUUUCAAGAUUUAUCAAAUGGUGAUAGAAUAUGGACAGUAGAAGGAAUUGUGUCUUAUGGUACUGUACCUUGUGGUAUACCAGGUUGGCCUGGUAUUUAUACAAAAGUUUUCGAUUUUAUUCCAUGGAUAAUUAAUAAUAUAAGACUUUGAAAAUAUUUUUUUAUUUAUAGACAAUUAUUUAAAAU